CAGAAAAUGAUUUAGCAAAAAUAUUCGGUUGAAAACAAAAUUUCAUAAACUAACAUAAAAAAUGAGGACAGAACUCCCAGCAAUGAUCGAAAAUUUGCAACAAUGAAUUGCUUUAAAAUAUUAAAGUACGCCAUGCUAGCUGAGCGGUGUGCAAAGCCGCGCAUCAAUUUACAAAUCAAACGAUUUACCAAGUCAUCAACAUGUGAUGAGUGCUUUAUCCCUGAUAGAAAGCCGUGUUUUAAUAUUAACACCGUCUCGGUGGAACGUGGUAAUUCAAGUCAUGCAAAAUUGAUUAAAUCAUUUCUCUAUUCUCAUUACUGGCCGAGGGAACCGAGCGUCGUGGGUCUCUGGAUGUGUCUCAACUGUUCCUAUCUUGAAGUCCUUACAGACAAGUAUUCUAAUUCUGGUGACCGACUUUUGGCAUAUGAAUACAUUCAGCGUACAAAAGAGAGAAAGCUGGUUGGUGUAAGCGUUGCUAACAAAACAUACCCUUGGAUGGUAAAUGAGUUAGAGGAGUGGGCGCAUUUUACAUCAUCUAGACCUGAGAGGAACCGAAUGUACUUCAUAGCACACUGCUUGAAAACUCCCAAUUUAUUUAACAAGUACAAUGUUAACUAUCUUUAUGAUGUGGAGAUACUGGGUACCUCUUCCGAUGUAGCUGGUCAAGGUGUAGGAACACUUCUAUUGCGUACUGUUCUCGAUCACGCUGAGGAACUCCGUCAUCCUCUCGUUCAAGUCAUAGCUGUCAGUCAAUAUACGUCAAAAAUCUGUGAAAAAUGUGGAAUGAAGCGAGAAUGGUCCAUGGAUUUUAGUGACUUUAUUGACGAUGCUGGCCAAAGGGUAUUCUUUCCUCGAAGACCUCAUCAUACUGUGAGCAUCUAUACCAAACAUUUUAAUCCAGCAGCUGGUGGACGGGAACCUCGUAAAUCUCCUAUUCUUUAGCAUUUGCUUCCAAACUUCCUUAUGGUGUGUUCUUCGUAAUCAUUUUAAAAGGCAUAAAUUAUUUAAG
Molecule: messenger RNA, 1009 nt
Organism: Vanessa atalanta (red admiral)
Lineage: Eukaryota; Metazoa; Arthropoda; Insecta; Lepidoptera; Nymphalidae
Exons: 5
Coding region: 103-942 (279 amino acids)
Molecular function (GO): N-acetyltransferase activity
Source: RefSeq, a predicted model, not a curated record